This is a messenger RNA of Drosophila willistoni, 1050 nucleotides long. RefSeq names its product NECAP-like protein CG9132. Gene Ontology annotation, cellular component: membrane; clathrin vesicle coat. The transcript has 4 exons. Gene Ontology annotation, biological process: endocytosis. The record is from RefSeq and is a predicted model, not a curated record. The coding region runs from base 44 to 775 and encodes 243 amino acids. Lineage: Eukaryota; Metazoa; Arthropoda; Insecta; Diptera; Drosophilidae.
UGCAAAUUCAGUGUCUGGCAAUUUUGUUAAUUUGGCUAUAAACAUGGAAUAUGAAAGUGUAUUAAUUGUCAAACCCGAGGUUUUCAUAUACAAAAUACCACCGAGAGCCAGCAAUCGAGGCUACAGAGCUGCUGAUUGGAAUCUUAAGGAACCCACAUGGACAGGCCGCAUGCGUCUGGUGGCCAAAGGGACCGCCUGCAUUUUGAAGCUGGAGGAUAAGACCAGCGGCGCACUAUUCGCCAAUUGCCCCAUCGAUACAUAUCCCGGAGUGGCCAUUGAAGCUGUUUCGGAUAGUUCACGGUAUUUUGUCAUCCGUGUCCAGGAUGAUAAUGGUCGUUCGGCAUUCCUUGGAUUAGGUUUUGGCGAUCGUUCCGAUUCGUUUGAUCUCAAUGUUGCACUCCAAGAUCAUUUUAAAUGGGUCAAAAAUCAGGAGCAAAUUGAAAAGGAGAAAACUGAACCCAAACAGGAAUUGGAUUUGGGUUUCAAAGAGGGUGAAACCAUUAAAAUCAAUAUGCGCAUAACGAAAAAAGAUGGCUCCGAGGGCACCUCACGCACGGGCAAAGGCAAAAGUUCGAGCGGUGUAUUGCCACCACCACCGGGUGGCUUGAGCAAAAUAGCUCCACCACCAGCACAAGCGGCGGCAACUGCAGGUGGAGCCACAUCGCCAGCCCAUAGAGCGGCUGCUGGUGCUGGAUCAGAGUGGACCGAUUAUGCAUCAGCUGGGGGCAAUCAAGGACAACAGAACACGGCAAAUGCCAAUUGGGUGCAGUUCUAGGCUAAAAAUUCAUAAGGAUAAGAGCCUUAAUUUAUUGUGUGUUUUAAGGUUCUAUCUCCUCCUAUUCAGCAUAUUAACACCGCCCCCUCCACCAAACCAACCACUCAUCCUGUUUAACUUGUUUUGUUCUCUAUACCAAGGAGCUUCGAUCAACAACUAAAUUAUAAAAGCAUUAUACGAAAGGGAAAAAAAAAAGAGAAAAACAACAACAACAAAAGCAUAUAGGAACGCAUUAAGAAUGUUUGAAACGUUAAAGUUGAAAAGUUUUUUUUGAA